Messenger RNA from Canariomyces notabilis, 1711 nucleotides. RefSeq names its product RNI-like protein. The transcript is spliced from 2 exons. Gene Ontology annotation, biological process: nucleocytoplasmic transport; activation of GTPase activity. Gene Ontology annotation, cellular component: cytosol; perinuclear region of cytoplasm; nucleus. Gene Ontology annotation, molecular function: small GTPase binding; GTPase activator activity. NCBI's taxonomy places the organism in Eukaryota, Fungi, Ascomycota, Sordariomycetes, Sordariales, Chaetomiaceae. The record is from RefSeq and is a predicted model, not a curated record. Bases 153 to 1415 code for a protein of 420 amino acids.
CCCUCCCCCACCAUAAUAAAUAUCGAGUCGCGACCAGGCACCACUCUUUGGUUCUGAUCUCGCAGCGAUUUCAAAUUCUCCUGCAAUAAACCGAAGCCUUACUCUUGAGAUAUAUAUCUACGGCCAGGUUUGCGUUGUAUUUCAUAUCGACGAUGCCUUCUUCCACCAAGGUGUUCUCCCUCGAGGGGAGAGGUCUGAAGCUGGACACUGCUGAGGACUUGGAGCCUCACAUUGCUCCACUCCUCGCCAUGGACGAUGUCGAAGAAGUGCACAUGCUUGGCAACACGUUGGGCAUCGGCGCUUGUAAGCUACUCGGUGAGGUUCUUGCGACAAAGAAGACAUUGCGGGUCGCAAACCUCGCCGAUAUUUUCACCGGACGGCUCCUCAACGAAAUCCCGGAGGCCCUUAGUUCCCUUCUCACUUCGAUCCUCAACCUUCCGCGUCUCAACACAAUCAACCUCAAUGAUAACGCUUUUGGCCUCAACACGCAAGCGCCGCUGGUCGCCUUCCUCGCCGCGCACGUGCCACUGCAGCACCUCUACCUCAACAACAACGGCCUCGGCCCGCACGCCGGCAUCCUGAUCGCCGACGCGCUCUCAGAGCUGCACGCCAAGAAGGAGGAGGCGCGCAAGAAGGGGCAGGAUGUGCCAUACCUCGAGACGGUCAUUUGUGGCCGCAACAGGCUGGAGAACGGCAGCAUGACGGCGUGGGCCAAGACGUUCAAGCUGCACAACAAGGUCAAAGAGAUUAAAAUGGUACAAAACGGCAUCCGUCAGGAGGGCAUUUCGCAUCUGCUGAGCGAAGGGUUGCGCCACACAUCGGCUCUCGAGGUGCUGGAUCUCCAGGACAAUACGUUCACCUUGCUGGGCGCCCGCGCGCUGGCUGAGGUUGUGCCUGGCUGGGCCGAGCUGGUAGAGCUGGGCGUUGGCGAUUCCCUGCUUGGCGGGAAGGGCGGCGUCCUGCUGGCCAAGUCUCUUGGUCUUGGGAAGAACAAGAAGCUCAAAAUUCUGCGCCUGCAGUACAACGAGAUUACAGCCCCAGGUAUCAAGGGCCUGCUCAAGGCUGUCGAUGAGGCACUGCCUGUUCUCAAGAAACUUGAGCUCAAUGGUAAUAAGUUCUCCGAGACCGACGAGUCAAUCAUUGCCCUGCAAGAACUUUUCGAAAAGCGCAAGGAGAAGCUUGGCGGCGACAUCGUCAUUGAGGACGAGUGGGGCCUGGACAGCCUGAGCGAUCUUGAGGAAGAGUCGGAGGCCGAAGAAGAGGAGGAGGAGGAGGAAGAGGAGGAACUCGAGCCCGAGGAGAGGGCCGAGAAACUUAUCAAAGAGGCCGAGGAGGCGCAAGAAGAGCCGGUUGUCCAGACCAAAGACAAAGAUGUUGACGAACUGACGAAACAGUUGGAGAAGACGUCUAUCUAAGGGCUGGUGAUUGUGGACAGUUAGAUAGUUGCAGCGGAAGGGACUCUUGAUGACCUAUUCGGAGCGGAUGUCCAGACGAUACCCAGGUGAAGGCUGGCGAUGGAUUUGGGGGUAGGCAAUAGACUAUGAAGCGUCGCAUUGGAUGUCUGGGAUGAUUGCACUGGUUAUUCAGGCCAAAGAUCAAUGGAGGGUUCAUGACAUGCAAGUGUUCAAGGCAAUACAUAGUCUUGUGAUGAAUAUCAGCCCUCUACGGUGGUAUCUGUAUGCAGCUCUUUUGUCUCUGAACAUGUGCUCUC